Molecule: messenger RNA, 970 nt
Organism: Orbicella faveolata
Lineage: Eukaryota; Metazoa; Cnidaria; Anthozoa; Scleractinia; Merulinidae
Product: L-rhamnose-binding lectin CSL3-like
Molecular function (GO): carbohydrate binding
Source: RefSeq, a predicted model, not a curated record
AUAUUUAAUUUAAUUAUAGAAAAAAUAAAUUCGACAAAUAUUUGUGGGGUAGCACAAAUUAAUAAUGAACACAUUUUUACAACAAACAUUCUCCAAAGAGGUCUUAAAAAAGACGAAUAUAAGUUUCUUCUCAUCACAACUGAUUUGGUUGCUUGUUCCAUUGUUACACGAAAAAGUUACAGAUAUUACAGAUUCAAGUUACAAACGAUGAUGCUACAUCUAUUGGCUUUUUGUUUCCUCGCAGUGGCAUUUGUUAGCGCAGAGAAAGAAAGUCGGGUUUGUGAGCACCAAGUGAUGACAAUAACCUGCCGUGAUACAGAGGAGAUCAAUAUUCUGAGUGCAUCGUAUGGACGCACAAAGCAGGACAUGUGUAGUCAUAUACUGAACAAAGACACGAACUGCCAUGCUGGGACCUCAAUGAGGGUGGCUAGGUUUGAGUGCCAGGGACAGCCCCGCUGCACUCUGCACGCUAAGAACUCGGCCUUUGGAGACCCGUGCGUUGGGACCUUUAAAUAUCUUGAGGUAAAGUAUGAGUGCGUUCAUAAAACAGAACUCUUUGAUGAUGGCUGGCUGGUGAGAGUUUGCGAAGGCGCCAAACAAACAAUUCAUUGCAAAGCUCCGCAGAAACUUCACAUCGUGUCCGCAAACUAUGGUCGUUUGACUGGGGGACAUAUCUGUCCCGGCCCGGUAAAAACCACAAACUGCGGAGCUGCUGUAUCGCAGGCUAAAGUGACACAUAAUUGCGACGGAAAGCAAGAAUGCGUUUUGGAGGCAACAAACGGCCAGUUUGGUGAUCCUUGUGUUGGCACCAGAAAGUAUCUAGAGGUCAGGUACAGGUGUGUUCAUGAAUGGUCCCGUUGAGUUUGACCCCGAAGAUUGAACUGAAAGUUAACUAACUUAAACAAAAAAUGAUCAAAAAUGUAGCUUGUAGUUUCCCUCAUGAGAUCAUUAAACUUUCUGUUGACGCUCA